AUGGUUUGCGGUGAUCUUGACCAUCCGGACUCCCUGACCGCAGCCUUCUUCGGCGCUCACGCCAUCUACGCCAUCACGGACUUUUGGCAGCCGUUUUAUAAUCCAAGCAACAAAGAAAAGCUUAGGGAAGGCCAAACCACGAAUGAACUCUGCUUCAACCUGGAGGUGCAGCAGGGAAAGAACAUUUCCAAUGCAGCCGCGAAUGGAAGGACGCCCGAAAGGUAUGUAUGCUCGUCGCUGUCGGAUGUCAAGAAGUGGAGUAGGGGAAAGUAUACCUGGGUCUAUCAUUUUGAUGGAAAAGCGAAAGUGGUCAAGUAUAUCAAGGACGAAGUGCCGGAUUUGGCGAAGAAAAUGUCCGUGCUGCAGAUUGGGUUGUAUGCCACGCAUUGGCAGGCUGCCCCUCUUCUUGCGCCACCAAAGCAACCGGACGGGACCUAUGUCCUGUCUCUGACGGCAGAUCCAGACAAGCCCAUGCCAAUGAUCGACACACGCAGGGAUACGGGUCAUUUCGUCCGAGCUUUGGACCAAGUUCCCCCUGGAAAGAACGUCCUGGCGUACGGCAGCAUGAUCAGCUGGAAGGAUUACAUGACCCUUUGGGCCAAGAUUUUAAGGCUCCCUGGCGGAUGCUACAAGCAGGUCACCAUCGAUACAAUUGACUGGAUUGCCCCUGGUGGUCUUGGUCGCGAGGUUGCAGAGGGCUGGGCGUUUCGGGGAGAAUUUGGAUAUGACGGAGGUGAUCCGAGUAUCGUGCAUGGGAAGGAUCUGACUGUUGAUAUUCCGACGACUAGCAUUGAAGACUACAUCAAGAAGGAGGACUGGUCUUCUGUCAUUGGCUGA
Molecule: messenger RNA, 837 nt
Organism: Letharia columbiana
Lineage: Eukaryota; Fungi; Ascomycota; Lecanoromycetes; Lecanorales; Parmeliaceae
Exons: 3
Coding region: 1-837 (278 amino acids)
Source: RefSeq, a predicted model, not a curated record